This is a messenger RNA of Schistosoma turkestanicum, 904 nucleotides long. The record is from the annotation of a GenBank genome assembly. NCBI's taxonomy places the organism in Eukaryota, Metazoa, Platyhelminthes, Trematoda, Strigeidida, Schistosomatidae.
AUGGCUUCCAGAAAUGAUGGUAUUCAGCUCCUUUUGCAAGCUGAAAAGACUGCUAGUGAAAAAGUUAAUGAAGCAAAAAGGCGUAAGGCCAAACGAUUGAAAGAAGCUAAAGCUGAAGCUCAGGCGGAAAUCGAGGCUGAGCGUGCUGAGCGUGAACGGCAUUUCAAAAUUUGUGAGGAUAAAGUUCUUGGCCGUCGGUCAGAAAUUGAGUCGCAGAUUCAAAAGCUAACUCAGGAAAUAAUAGAUACACAAACUGCUUCGGAAUACAAAGCUGAAUUGCAUUAUAGGUGUACAAAAAUUGCUCAAGAAAUAGCUAAUAAAGAGCAAUGUGAAGUCAACAUGGAUAUAAUUUGUUUAUUGACUGAAUUAAUUUUUCGUUUUCACCAAAUCCUUGCUACAGAUCUAGAAACAUUUAGUCGGCAUGCAAAACGCUCAACAAUAACUGUGGAAGAUGUAUUUUGUUUUGUUCGAAGAAAUCCUCAACUGAUAGAUUAUAGAUGCUCCCGUAAGUUGGAUAACCCAGUGCUACAACUGUUGAGUCCUCAAUCGGUGAACCACAUUUCAAAGGUAGGAUAUAAAUAAACAAUUUGAGUCAACUGGUGUAUUUUUAAAAUUGUAUCUAUUGCGAUACACGAAGCUAACGGACUUUUAAAUUGGUUUAUGAUUUUAUUCGCUGCGAUAUUUGCAGGAAGCUUCAGGAUGAUGCAUAACACGGCCAUUUGAAUGUCUGAAGUCCAAACCGUCAUCCACUUUAUUUGUGUUAGGAAUAUAAAAGUUAAAGUAUGAACACUAAAGUGCGUCGUUAUGGUUUCUCUGUUAUUUGAGUAAUAUCUAUAUAUUUGAUUUAAAUACGUAUAUAUGUUCUACUUUUUCAGUCAACUUUGUUUCAUUGUUAGUUUUAAUA